UUAUCACAAAAUUGGGUUAAAUGUAGGGAGGCAUUUAAUUUAUAGAGGACGUAUAAAUGUAAUUGUUUCGUUUUUCAAGGUUUUACCGAGGAAAUGCUGGAUGAGAGUGUCGAUUAUACGGCAAAACAUGCGUGCAUGUUAGUCUGACUGUACUCAAUUUACUAUUUAGAAUAUAACUUAGGAACAAUAGUCGUUUCUUCUACAAUAUGGCGAUAUUUUAGAGAGCCAUGUGUUAAAUUUCUUAGUACAAAAAAAUUUAAUUCUGUGAGCAUGAAAGUAGUUGUGAUUUUAUUUUUGUUUUUUUAUUCACAAACGGCGGCCAUUUCGAACGGAUACAGAGCGACAGAAUUUGAAUUUCCGUAUUUGGUUUCGGUUCAAGAUCAAUGGGGAAUUCAUUAUUUCGACGCGAUCAUCAAUUCGCCUUCGCUACUCCUGACCAGUUGCGACAAUUUAGCGUCUGUGACCGAGAGCAAAGCCGAGAUAAAAACAGCCAUAUACAAUUCUAGGUUGGUGACCGGAAGUACUUAUCUCCUGGCAGCAGUAGUUACACGUUUCCCUGAUAAACUCUUUGUCCAUCCGAAAUGUCGGGAAGUGGGCGGAGUAAUUGAAUACGAUGUCGGGAUAAUUAAAGUAACCGAACCGUUCGAAUUCGGAGACGUUGUGAAGCCGGCGAAGCUCUCUUACGACACGUCUUGGCUGAAUCAGAUGAUCAGCCAUCACCAACAAAUAAGAGUCAUCGGCUGGGGGGAUACGAAAGAGAUCCUAGACACCGACAAUCAACCGGUCGAGCCCAACCCGCAUGUUUAUGUGCUCAGUUUGAAGUUGGCCGACCAUCAAAGUUGCACAAAUUAUUUAUGCGAGGGGGCUAAAGACUGCAUGCGUUCGAGGACAACCAUCUGCACUUUACCGUUGGACUUCGGCUCGCUUUGCGUCGGUGAUUCCGGUUCUCCCGUCUAUUAUGAAACCUGGGUUUGGGCCGUUUCGACGUUCGUCUCAAAACCGUGUGGUGUCUCCCAGUACCACAUAUUCACGAGGCUGGACAUGUGUAAGCCGUGGAUAACUGAAAUCAUAUUGAAUAACGAAGUGAAAAGUCCUGAAUUGUUCGCCAAAACGUCACAUAAUCGCGUUCGAACCGACCUGCUCGUAGUAAAUUUUGUCGUUGUGAUUACAUUUUAUAAACUGUAGCGAACAUAGUGUUCUUUAUCUGUCUUUUACUUUUUAGGCACACAUGUUAUGGAAACAACUAUAAUAUUGUAAAGGAUAUUUACUGUUAA
Cimex lectularius (bed bug) is the source of this 1274-nucleotide messenger RNA. RefSeq names its product thrombin-like enzyme BjussuSP-1. The record is from RefSeq and is a predicted model, not a curated record. Lineage: Eukaryota; Metazoa; Arthropoda; Insecta; Hemiptera; Cimicidae. Gene Ontology annotation, biological process: proteolysis. The transcript has a single exon. Gene Ontology annotation, molecular function: serine-type endopeptidase activity. Bases 271 to 1185 code for a protein of 304 amino acids.